AUGGCUGAAGAUGUCUCCGCGCUUCUGUACCAAGCCGCUGGAAUGGCAGGGUCGGUCGUUGACGCAAAUGGAUGCAGAAUCACCUACGCUCUGUCAUGUACCGACCAGAAAGUUUGCGGUUCCUCUAGCGAUCUGACGAAAACAAUAACGCAGAAUGGAGCAUCAUCGUACACAAUGCAGUAUACGUCGUUCGGUCCGGCAAGCUCCUUCUCGAGCAAGCUCUUCCAGAGCAUGGAGGAGAGGUGCCGCUUGUUCGGCACGACUGUCGCAGCUUGCACUGCCACGGCUGCCAUCGGAUUGGGCAGCAUCUCAGUCUCGUCGACGAACACGUACGCCGUCACCCAGGAGGCGCUGUUGAGUUAUGCGCAGGUUCCGAUCACUGCUGGACCUGCUGCCGCGAGCGCAUCUGUGUCGAGUUGCUCGGCCUCGGGAAAUGUGGCGGUCGCCGGCUCGAGUUCAGUUUCAUCGACAUCUGCUUCACCCACCGAAGAACGGACGACAGUUGCUUCAGUAAGCAGCACUGCGCCGACGGAGACUGGUAGCUCUGGGGCUUCUGGGUUAUCGACCGGUGCGAAGGCGGGCAUUGGGGCUGGUGUUGGCGUUGGCGUGGCUGCCUUACUUGGGAUCGGAGCCGCUUUCUGGUUCGUUCGGCGCCGUCGGGCAGGCAAAGCGAAGCAGCAGCCGCCGCCAACUCCGUCUUACGAUGAGGUGCCCAAGCCAGAGAUGGACGGCAACGAUGGACGGCAUGAGAUGUAUCAGCCGCAUGUACAACACGAGUUGGCAGGCGCCAAACAGGCGCAUGAAAUGUCGGCAGCUUACGAUGGCUAUGCUGUAUCUCCAAAUGGGCCGCGAUAUGAGCUGCACUGA
This is a messenger RNA of Saxophila tyrrhenica, 867 nucleotides long. RefSeq lists its product as uncharacterized. Bases 1 to 867 code for a protein of 288 amino acids. The record is from RefSeq and is a predicted model, not a curated record. Lineage: Eukaryota; Fungi; Ascomycota; Dothideomycetes; Mycosphaerellales; Extremaceae. The transcript has 2 exons.